AUGGCUGCGGGGACGAGAGGCCGUGCCGUGAUGCAACUCGCCGGCGAUGUCAUCAGCAACUUCUUCACCGGCUACUAUGAGGAAGCCAGGCCCACUUCCACAGAAAGGGAGGCCAUCAGGUUGAAGAAUGAGCUCGACGUGAUCAGAGUGAUUCUGGAGCACUUGGUGGGCCCCGGUGACUUCUUCUCGUCUGACGAGCGCGCGGAGUUUGCGGCGGAGGCUUUUGCAGCUUGGGGGGACUGCAAAGGUUGUCUGGCUGCAAAGCAGCGGGGUGUCACAGAAGGAGUCCCGUUUGCCCAGUACAAUCGCGAUGGGAUCGAUCACGUCUAUGUCACAAAUGGUCCCUUCAGAGACAUCGCACAUGCAAUCGUGAACCACCAGCAGAUGCUAGACAAGGACUUUUUUGACAGCGUCGUGGAGCGAAUGGAGGAGUAUCACACCAAAAGCAAAGCUGCCGGUGACGAGUAUGGACCAGAUGAGUACAAAGCCAUGGCCAUAGAGCUGGCCACCGUUGCAGCGCUCUGCUCCGGCGUGAGAGCCUUCUUCGCAGCCUCAGGGUUGCCGUGCCCCGAAUUCCCAGAGAAGCCCAGUGUCUGCCAGCCAGCUCAGUUCAAGAGCGUGAUGCAGUAUGCAAGCGGCCCUUUGAACACAAACAUGGCCAUAGCAUGGGGUCCGUACUUGAAUGCAUCACAACUUCGCGAAGAUGUUGCAGCACGUGCCGAUUUCGACAAGACGACGUGGAUGUUUGCGACAGCAGACGAUGCAGCUCCCACGUCAAAAGCCUCCGCAUCGCCUUUGACUUGCAUGGAUUUCCUCCGCUUUGCCAAUGUCAUGUACUUCCCAGUCGAAGAUGCAGCACGCUUCUUCAACGUGCCCGGGGAGGAUCGGCACUUGACGCGCGGCCAGCUUGAAAUUGCUGCGGCGGUCUACACCAGGACCAAGUCUUGCGGCUACUGA
Symbiodinium natans is the source of this 957-nucleotide messenger RNA. Lineage: Eukaryota; Dinophyceae; Suessiales; Symbiodiniaceae. The record is from the annotation of a GenBank genome assembly.